AGAUAAAGCAAAAUGUGUCCAAAUAAAUCGACACAUCAAAACGUUUUUGUUGCCAAUUAUGUUUUUAUGAUUUUCAAUUAAAUUUCGUAUGUGGAGUGUCAGACAACGUUUAACAGGCAAUAAAAUUAAAAAGGAUAGAGUGAGAGAGAGAGAGAGAGAGAGCGUUUCAAGUGUGACAGAGAGGCACGCAAAUAAAUCAAUCAAUUAAAAUUGCAAACGAGUAACACACACAGACACACACACACACUCAACUUAACUCAAGGCGACCAGCUGAAGAUGGACCUACGUAUACGUAAUCUAACACUGCCAACGCCAGUCGCAACAACAAUUAUGUCCUCGUCAACAGCAACAACAGCAGCCUUAGCCGCUGCGAUGUCUAGUGGCACAGCAACAACAAUAGCACCGACAACAACAACCACAACAACAACAACAACUGGGACAGGCACAUUUUUUACAUACAGCAUACCAGGCAUGGACAUCGCGCCGGGACCAUUUAUAUUCACCUACGUUAGUGAAUUUUUAUCGCUUAUCACGCCCGAAGAAUUGCCCCUUGAUUCCAUACGCGAUGUGCUUCAUAAGAAUGUUAGCCUGGUCGACUUUGCCGCCAACGCCAUUAAAAUCGAAUCUGGUUUCAUUGCGCUGAUGAGCAUAUUCGCCAUACUGGCCCUAGUGCCAUUGAUUGCCACCUGUGCCUGGUGCUGUAGUCGUCGAAGCGCACAGGACGAGCUGGAUCUCAUACGGAAUGCGCCAGUUCAUAUAAGGGACGAGUCGUUGGAGGAGAAUCUGCGGUGUCGCAAGAGUGCGGCGGUGGUCACACUCUGGAUUGUAUUUAUACUGCUCACGCUGAGCGACUUUAGCAUAUUUUAUGCGAAUAGUCGACUGUCGGCGGGGAUUGAGAUGACGCCGGAGAUGGUCAAGUCAGCGGUGCACGAUGUGGAGGUCUUUCUAAAGGAUACGCAUCUACAAAUCAAACACAAACUGGAUAAUGGCUUUCAUGUUUCCGUUGAGAAAGUCGUCAAAGACUUGGAAGACGUGGAUGUUCUCCUUGGCGAACCAAUUCAAGCGGAAAUAUCUGCACACACUGGCCUCGAGCUGGCAUAUGAUUCAUUGACGACACUUAGCCUGGCCAAUGCGGAGCUCAUCUACCGCGUCCUCAUGCUCCAAGAGACGGUGGGACGAGCUUUGAAAUUAUCCCAGGAGGCAGCCGCCCGCAUGGAGGAGCUGCAGAUACAGUUAUCCGUGCUGCAGCGCCAAUGCACGUACCGGGAUCGUCCGCUUUGUGACACAUUGCGUAUACGCAGCUUCGAGGAGAACGGCGUAGUGGAUGCACUCAAAACGUUGCAAGAAGACCAGAGCAUUUUUCGCAUGCGCUACUUGGGCGAAAUUGAAUUUGGUUCCACUGUCAAGAACCUGACAUCGGAAGUUGGCGUCUCACGUUCCAUUUUCAGCAAUUUCCCGCAACAAGUUAAACACGACACGGCAUAUGAGCGAAACUAUACGCUGGAACAGUUGGCGAGCAUAAGGCACAGGACGACGGCCAAUGCCCAGAUGUUAACAUCGACAAUUAAUGCAUUGCUGGAGCGUCUGCAGAGAACUUGGCCAGCUGUGGAGCCGUCUUACAACAAGCUUAAGGACUGGGCCAACACGUACUGGAGCAUUGGCUGGAUAGCAGCCAUGGUUAUAGUUUGGGUGAUGCUCUUUAUGCUAAUGUCCUACUGUUGCUUCCUUUGUGAGUCGAAUACCAAGUCCGGCGUUGUCUUCUUUAUUGCCGUCCUGAUCAUCUGCCUGGGCAGCAUUGGCCUCACCUUCUAUGGAGUCUUCUCUCUGGCAAUUGGUGGCAACACUGAGGUCUUUCUCUGCCGCUCUCUGUACGACAACAACUACGAUAUGCUGGGUAAGCUAUUCGAUAAGCCCGGCUAUGUCUAUGCUGGAGAGCCACAAACCGGCAUCAUUGGAGAGCUAAUGCGUCCCGCUGGCGUCAACCGAUCCGUGGUCAAUGUCAAUCUGGGCACAGCCCUCAGGGGCUGCGAACAAAAUCAAGCAUCGUACAAUGUCUUUCAAUUGGAUGCAUUCGUUAAUACCACAAAAAUAGCCGAUUUAAAACAAUUCCCGAAAGUAUCAACAGCCAUCGAUUCCAUUUCGGUAUCGGAACGAACUCUUCUCUCGCUCACCCAAUCGAUUCAGAACAUAUUGGAGAACAUGCUGCACACAUCCGCAUUCAAUCUGACCACAUAUCGGAACAGCGUUGGUGCUCCCACGCCCGAAAAGGAUCUGGCAACCUUCAUUGAUCAAAUGCAACGCGUUGCCCUCCAGAUCCAAGACGUGGCCACUUCGUCUCGCAUGACAACUCUGGGCAGCCGAUCGAAACGAUUGCAAGCCUCGAUACUGCAACCACUGGAGAACUUACAGAAUGAGAUACUUUACCAUCUGACAGCAUUGGAGCUGCAAAGGGAUCCCUGGGCAAAGCAGGUCAAUCAGACGCUCAAUCAUUUGAAGAACAUUCAAGGAUAUUUGGAGAACAAGGCUGGUGAGAUUUGUCACAAUCUGACGCGCGUCUAUACGGAACGCCUGAAAACCUAUCUGACCAGCAGUCGAGCCACCAUGGAGUCCCAGCUGGGUGAUACCACAACCAAGUGUCGUCCGUUCUUCGAUACAUUUGAUGCAAGUCGCAUAUUUCUGUGCCGCAAUCUGGUUGACUUUGUCAAUGGCCUGUGGUUCUUUGUCUUCUUGACGCUGCUGCUCUGGGCCAUUGGCACUCCUGUCGGCCUCAAUCUAAUCAACAUACAGACGCGUCUCAAUGUCAUGCAGCGGGCGCAGAAGCGUAGCAAGGGAAAACAGCGGAGGAGCGACCGUAGCAGCGAGCGGGAGCAACGUGGUGAGUCCCGUGGACGCCAGAAGCAACGCUCGAGCAGCGCAGGAAAACGGGAACAGCAACGGGAUCGGAGCACCAGCAGCACGGCACGGAUCAGACCUCCACUACGACGCACUGCCACUGAGGAAACCUUGGACCUAGCUGAUGAAGACUCAAGCCCAGCGAGACAAGUGCAACAUCAACAUCAGCAGCAGCAGCAGCAGCAACAACAACAACAGAGGCGACAGGAGUCGGAACAACGUGAGCUGGAUCGUGAGCGAGUGCGUGACCGUGAUCGUGAUCGGGAUCGUGAGCAGCGCAGUCGAGAGCGUGAGCUGAGCCGUGGACGGGAAAUGGCGACCAUCAAUACUCCAGUCCGCAGUCGCCAGCAGCUGCGUCGAGCUGACCCAAUGCCCGAGGAUGACAAUUGGGGUUCAUCCAGUGCGCCAAGUAGAGCCAACUCCAAUGAGCGUGAGAGCAGUCAGUCUAGAAAGAUAACCAACAUUUGGCAGUCCAGAAAUAAGAGCAAGCCAACACUUCGCCGCCAGGGCACUGAGGAGCUAGACUUUGAGGAUGAGGCGCCGCAGGACAGCGGCUGGCGUGCCAAGAACAGCGCCAGUCCCGAGCAACGGCAGUACGACAAUCGUCGGUCGGAAAAUCGAGCCCAACAGCGUACUAAGCCCAAGCUACGUAGUACCAAUGUGGAUAGAGCUAGCAGCCAAGUUGCUCGGCGUCCGGUUACGCCUGUUCUGAGCGUGAAUCCCGAUGUACCCGCUGCUGUGCCCCUGCCCCGAACGCCGAUGCGUUUGAGGAGCAAGGUCUCAUUGACAGCCCGAGCCGUGCAGGAUAUUGUCAACAAGCAGAGUCAACGCCUCAGCCAACGUACUGGUACCGAUGAAUUUGACCUGGAUGAGAGCGAUACCUACGGUACUGGAGCACAUCUGGACGUGGAAGCUGUCGCUGCUGCACGCCGUACUCCGCCACGCGGCGCUCCUCCGCCUCCCCCUCCGCCGGCAACUGGGAUGAACAGAUGCAGUGGAGAACGCUCUGUGCGCUGGAACGAAGUGGAGGACUUUGUCUUCGAGGAUGCUGACUCACCGAAUCCAAAACGCCAUUGAGGUCCCAGCUUAUUAUUUAGUUAAGCCUAAGAGAUAUAUUUGUUUUGUAUUUGGAUUAUAAUAAUUUAGAGCUCUUAGGAUAAAUGUAGUCUAAUCAGAGAAUUGUAGCAUCAAACGAUUUAAUAUUUCUUAAGCAUUUAAAGUUGUAACCAAAUCACAAAUAAAGAAUGGAGCAACAAACAUACUAUAUAUACAAGA
Messenger RNA from Drosophila innubila, 4167 nucleotides. It is a transcript of the gene prom, whose product is annotated as prominin-2. NCBI's taxonomy places the organism in Eukaryota, Metazoa, Arthropoda, Insecta, Diptera, Drosophilidae. The record is from RefSeq and is a predicted model, not a curated record. Gene Ontology annotation, cellular component: membrane. Bases 277 to 3969 code for a protein of 1230 amino acids. The transcript has 19 exons.